Messenger RNA from Labeo rohita (rohu), 2850 nucleotides. RefSeq names its product lysophosphatidic acid receptor 5b (gene lpar5b). Gene Ontology annotation, biological process: positive regulation of Rho protein signal transduction; phospholipase C-activating G protein-coupled receptor signaling pathway. Gene Ontology annotation, molecular function: lysophosphatidic acid receptor activity. The transcript has 2 exons. NCBI's taxonomy places the organism in Eukaryota, Metazoa, Chordata, Actinopteri, Cypriniformes, Cyprinidae. Gene Ontology annotation, cellular component: membrane. Bases 325 to 1251 code for a protein of 308 amino acids. The record is from RefSeq and is a predicted model, not a curated record.
UCUUACGCCAUAGUGUGAUAACAUGCCUGCAAGAGGUCAAAAUGAGGUUAGAGAACUGUACUUUUUUUUCUGUAUAUUGCGUGUUUGUAGGCUAGUCAGUUGAAUCUGUCAUUAAAAAUCUAACUUUCAUGAGAAAUAGGACAAGCUCAGAUGAAGAGGCGGAGAAACCCCCUCGCCAUAAUCUACAUCCUUCCUCCUCAGUCGUUUCAUUGCUUUCUGGCUUCCCUCAAAACCACUUUAAAAUCCACCCAGAGGUCAAUUAAAAUCUAAGAGGACAACUUCGACCCAAUUUUUCAGAUUUCGUACGCCGUUUUCCUCUGAAACAUGAACACGUCUACAAACUUCACUACUAACCCGUGCACACCUGAGCUCGGAUCUUCGAACCGGUACCUGGCGUCGGCCGUGGUGUAUGGAUUGGUCCUAGCCGUGGGUCUACCGCUCAACACGCUGUCCCUGUGGAUUCUGUUGCGCAGUCACGGGUUUCGCUCACCGUGCGCCGUGCUCAUGGUAAACCUCGCCGUCUCCGACAUGCUCCUUGCGCUCUCCCUGCCGCUGCGCGUCUACUAUUACGCAACGCUCCAUUGGCCGUUUGGACCGGCCACAUGCACCGCUGCCAUCAUGCUGUUUCGCGUCAACAUCAGGACAAGCUCUAUCUUCAUCACUUUGAUCAGCGUGGACCGGCUGAUCGCCCUGGUCUUCCCUCUGCGCUCCCGCUCUCUGAGAACCUCCGCUUGCGCCUUGAAGUGCUGCGCGGUCGUUUGGAUCAUCGUCACCAGUCUUUGCAUCCCAGAGAUAAGAAAAAUGUACAGCUCCUUGAAAAACUGUUCAAACAUACCUUGCUUUGAGUUUCGUGUGCCCUCCAGCAACUCGUAUAUCGUUUCGGUCUCACAGGCGGUAUUUUUAUUAAUGCUCCUGCUGGUCAAUAUCGUCUCCACGGUCGUGGUCAUAAUUGUACUGAGGAAGCGUCCCAGCACUGGAGCGGCCAAGGUGAACAACAAAAUGAACGUGAUACUGAUUUUUGUAGUCAACAUGUUGGUGUUCAUGACAUUUUUCCUGCCGUUUACAUUACAACUCUUGAUGUACAAUGACAACCAAGGCAGGAUACGAGCGCUCAUUUGCCUGGCGAGCGUAAACUGCUGUCUGGAUCCGCUCAUCUACUACUUCUCUCUGGACUCGUUCUGGCAGGACAAGGGUAAAAGACAAACGGAUGUAGGCACUUAUUCCCUCAGCAGGUCGAUGGAAAGGUCUUGACAAGCAGAGAACAGUAAGGAUAAACAAUACUACGAAUCCCGCAAUGGGACAUGGUGAUUAAAAGUUUUUAAAAACUUUUCCUCAGACAUUACAUUAUUUUGGUCGAUGGAACAACAUUUUGUCAUAAGAACGCAAAGUUUCUCGGGUCAGGUGAACGCACAUUUGUUUUUUCCCUCCAGUGGCCUUAGAAAUUGGGCAAGAUAGGAAGAGUUUGGAAACUUUGGACACAAGUUGGUGUUUACAACGAAAAUUUUGUCAAUCUCAAAAUUUGCACUGUGGGCUUUUGGACCUGUUUGGUAUGCGAAUCACGUAUUGUGAUUAAACAUAUUGACUGCAUUAUUUUUUUAACUGCUCUGUUUACUUGAAAGACUUUCAGAAUAUCUCAAAAGAAAAUCUAUUUCGUUGAUAAUGUGUAAAACAAGUUGUAUAUGCUUAUUUAUUUUUAUGAUGAUGGCUAGUAAACCACAUUGAAGCUAUGCUUUUUGCCACUUCCUGAGCUAUCAAGGAUGCGACAACAACAGUUCUCUUUCAACACGUCCUUGUUAGCAAAAUAUUUUGUUCUAAGAACACUUCAGAGGAACUUUUACUGUAUGUGCAUCUGUCGUCAAAGCAGGUCAGUCACAACUACAGACAUUUGCAGUGUCUGGUUCUAUCUAAAUUAGUAAACGUGAAUGUUUCUGAGGUUAUUUGGGGAUGCUGAUAAUCACACCGUGCUUAAAUAUGAUAUAUGAAUGUUGGUUAUGUACAACAUGAUGUUUUGAAUGAAAAUUAACAUAUGCCCUUUUUGUUAUCAUUAUUGCUAUCAUAGAUGCUUUCAGAUGGUGGUUUCUUUGUAUAAAACAGUUACAGUUUAAUGGUUGCAGUGGUUUAUGUCAUGUUGUGAUAAAUGUCAUUAAAUCUUAAUAUCACAUGACAGAAAUCUGCUUAUUUUGUAUAACUGAUAUAGAUGAUUUCAAAGCACUUUUUUGUUCUUUUUCCUCAAAUUGACUUCUCAACCACAAUAAUAAAUGUAAAUGUAAAAGAGUUUUUUUAUAACAUGAAACCAUGAAAUCAGUGUCUUUCAUCAUGUGUACUAAUUGUAAAAAUUAAUUGGUUGGUUGACAUUUCAGCGUUUCUGGUUAAUAUAUAACUAGAUCUGUCUGUUGGUUGCCUUGCAGGUGUAUCAUUUUCAUGUUGAGUCAUAUUUCCUUUUUUCACUCCCCCAACUUUUUGUGCAGUAUGACUAAUACUGCAACUAAUACACCUAAUACAAAAUAGAUUUCAACAUGCCUUCAAAUAAAAAGUAGCAGUGAAGAUACAACAAUUUUUAGACAAAAUAAUGCAAAAUAGUGUAUUUGAGUCUAGCUGCCACAAACCUAAUAAUCUUAUCAUAUUUGGCGAAGGAUGUUUAGAAGUCUCAAGCAUAACUUGGCUGUUAAGAAUUUCUUCUAUAAACUCUGUUUAGAUUUUGUAAACUAACACUGCUGAUACAUGAAACAGCAGGAUUAGAACUAUGCUGUGUUUGGAAGUGGUCCUUUGCAUUUGGUGGCAUAUUUCACCAGCUAUAAAAUAUAUUUAAAGAAUCUUUACAUGGUGGGAAAAGAUCAAUGGUCAGAAAGA